ACGUCGACUGAUUUACGUUGCAAGGAUGUAACUGUAAUAGCGUUCAUCAUUUAUCCAGCAGCAGCUAACUCAUUCAAUGUGGAUUCACUUCGUGGACAAGCCGUUUGUAAACAACUCAAGGAUACCAUAGCGAAAAUAAAGGAUAACAUAGCAAAUCGCAUGUUCGAGGAGUCAGUGCGCGGCAGAGUUCCGGAUCCGGAAGAUUUGUUAUUGUCGGCUGAAAAAGUUCAACUCAAACGUUGCAUUUUAGCGGCGAAGCGGGACACAUAUCCGCCGAUUUGCACUCAUAAUAUGUUGGACGACGCUAACGAUCCAGUACUGCUAGCAUUACGUCGUGUAAAGCUGUUCAAUCAUCAUCAUGAUCGAGUGAAGGUCGUUUUCCAUCCAGAAUUCCUUUCCUCAGUUUCGCCAUUAAUUGGUCUUGACUACGAGGAUUUUGUCCGUGGAUGUCAUCUUGGUGUCUUUCCAAGCUAUUACGAGCCAUGGGGUUAUACGCCAGCUGAAUGCACAGUGAUGGGAGUGCCAUCCGUCACUACGAAUCUCAGUGGUUUCGGAUGUUUCAUCAAUGAACAUGUGACGGAUGCUAAAACUUAUGGUAUUUAUGUCGUAGAUCGCCGCUUCAAGGGCGCGAAUGACUCAAUCAAUGAACUUGUCGAUGACUUAUAUGAGUUUACGGUAACGUUAUCCUUUUUCAUAUGCUUGUCGCGUCGUCAACGCAUAAUUGUACGUAACCGAACGGAGCGGCUUAGCGAACUACUUGAUUGGAAAACUCUUUCAGUGUUUUAUCGAGACGCAAGGCGAAUGGCACUACAAAAAACGCAUCCGGACCUUGAGGUAACACAAUUUGAACCAUAUUCUCAGCAUGAACUUUCAUAA
Messenger RNA from Angiostrongylus costaricensis, 876 nucleotides. NCBI's taxonomy places the organism in Eukaryota, Metazoa, Nematoda, Chromadorea, Rhabditida, Metastrongylidae. The record is from the annotation of a GenBank genome assembly.